AGCCUUGUAGCCACACAAAAUUUCCCCCCAACAAAAACACACCAUAUAUAAAUUUCUCAAUUCCACCCUAAAAGAAAAAAACAAGAAAACCCACUUCGUGAAUCCCCCUUUUGAGAAGAGCUCUCAAAAUCCGGCGGCCAUGGCAGUUCAGAAUAAUUCCGAUGAGUCUCAGCCCAGUUUCCCCCUCCAUCUGUGCUUCUUCUUCCUUAUCCUCCUCAUGUUCUUAACCUUCUCUUGGUACUCCAACUACGAGUCCGCCGUCGACGGCGUCUUCGAUCAGCUCAAGCUCCUCCUCAUCGCCUCCCCGCUCCUCCUCCUCCUCGCCGUCCACUGGCUCUCCAACGCAGACAACGGCCGCCUCCCGCCGCUCCUCCCGCUGCCGGAGAAAGACUCGCUCCACCGCGCCGGAGCCACCCCGUGGGGCGUUGGGUUUUUGCUCGUGCUUCUCCUUUUCAUGAUCUCUUAUCAGUCUUACUUCCAAGAACGCUGGUUCCCUCUCUUGAGCCGGUGAUCGGACUGCCGAUCCGCCGCCGUGAAGCCCCGUUGGUGUUCGAUAUGUCGUCGUCGCUCUGUAUGUUAUUGGUUUUUUUUUUUUGUUGACGAGGAGUUUGGCCGACGUGUCGGAUCUGGAGAUGUAAUAUUUGUUUAUGUUUAAAUUAUUAAUGUAAUUAGCUUUUUUUUUUUCCUUCUUA
This is a messenger RNA of Momordica charantia (bitter melon), 692 nucleotides long. Its product is annotated as oxidoreductase/transition metal ion-binding protein. Lineage: Eukaryota; Viridiplantae; Streptophyta; Magnoliopsida; Cucurbitales; Cucurbitaceae. The record is from RefSeq and is a predicted model, not a curated record.